Molecule: messenger RNA, 337 nt
Organism: Paramuricea clavata
Lineage: Eukaryota; Metazoa; Cnidaria; Anthozoa; Malacalcyonacea; Plexauridae
Source: the annotation of a GenBank genome assembly
AUGGAAGGCUUUACUUUGGAACCCUUACUGGCCGAUAUUGGCGACCAGAUUGACCCAUAUCAGUUUGCGAUGAAAGGCCGUUCUACAACAGAACCAUUAGUCUUUUUACUACAUAAUGUUCUGGAGACCCUUGACCGAGGUGGUUCCUUGGCUCGCGUAUUUUUCGCCGACUUUAGUAAAGGUUUUGACUUAGUUGAUCACGGUGUCCUAGUUGCUGAAUUAGAGAAAUUGAAUGUACGCCCCGCUGUAGUGGGAUGGAUUCGAGCCUUUUUGACGAGAAGGAAAAAAUGUGUUCGCAUCCGCGAUAAGAUGUCCUCGUUUAAGUGUCUUAACGGAG